Molecule: messenger RNA, 6202 nt
Organism: Aedes albopictus (Asian tiger mosquito)
Lineage: Eukaryota; Metazoa; Arthropoda; Insecta; Diptera; Culicidae
Gene: side
Exons: 17
Coding region: 1776-4940 (1054 amino acids)
Molecular function (GO): protein binding
Source: RefSeq, a predicted model, not a curated record
GAUUUUAUCCCGGGGUCUCCACGGCCGAUUCAGUCACGGUUCGGGGCUGGUCGUGUCGUGCACGUAUGCGUCUCGGUAGCUAGCUUUAUCACGGCGUCAGUCAGCGCAGUUACAGUGUACCGUACCCUAUAGUCAGAAAGUCACCACUGCACGGGAGUCAGUGUGUUCGCGGCGCGCAGGAUGCAGCGUAUGCACGGAAUGCUGCUGCACGGUGGAAUUCAGUGAGGACAGUCAGUGAGGAGGGAUUGAAACAUUUUUCUUUGUGAAUUUCGGUGAAAUACAACAGUAGCUGGAUUGCGACGCGUGGUGACUCGGUUAACUCGGUGCGUGAUUCGGUGCUUCAGAGCUGUGUUAUGCGUAUUUUUAUUGGUGGAUGUGGAGCUUCGCACGUGAAAAGAGAGUCCGGAAUCCAGUGCUCCAGUGUUUUUUCUUCACUCGGUAAUGCGCGGUGUGGUGUGAUGUGCCGGUGGUGGUAGUGAUCCGAAUAAAUACUGCUGAAUAUUCAUGAUUAUAUUAAUUGACCAACAAGUUCGGGGCAAUCAAGCGAAAGAGUUGGGGCGGCUGGAAGCCAGCAGGAGGAAGCAAAAUAUUUGUGUUUCAUCGAGCGUAACAAGUGAAAUUUAAUUGGAAACGAAACGAAACUCCACGUGUGUGCGAGCGUGUGUGUGUUUUUCUGAUGGACCAACUCGGGUCCGAUAAUAAUAAUGUGCAGAAUUUCUGAAUAUCCGACGACCACUUGAUACCGUACGUCCGCUUACGGAAACAUUCGCAGGUAACCAGGCAGGACGAAGCGAAGAAAAAGAAGAGACCACACAGAAGUCGCUGCUGAAUAAACGGAUUAUACGGAAAAUUUGAAAAUUUCCCACCUCGUAACGGGCAUCAAUCAUCGUGGUUUGGGUGCGCUCGCCGCCAGUAGCAGUCAGUGGAACCGUCUGUGCUCAGGUUGAUGGUCGUCGUCGUCGUCGACGUCGUUCUAGCAUCAGCAGAGAGGCCAUUCGUGUGAGUUAGAGUGUGUCGGUGCUCGGGAAAAAUACCGGGGAAAAGCGUACAUCCGUACAUCCGGUCGAAUCAGCCGUCAGAGCAGACCAAGCGGUCCGUAGUGAGGCCAGGGAUCAUGGAUCAAAUUCACGCCUCGUCGAGUUCCACAUUGUGCUGCUGUUGCUGCUUCUGCUGCCAGCUAGUACGGUGCCGGAUCCGGUAGAAACGCGCGCGAGUGCUGAAGAAGAAGAGUGUGGCGUGGCGUUCUAGUUCCUCCUAUAGCUAACCUACUAAGCAGCACCAGGUGGAUUUUCCAGUCCGACACGGGUUUGUCGUCGUUGAGACUCGGAGUUUUCUGGUGGGUGGAAGUGAUUCGGUGUAUGUCGUCGUCGUACAGUGAGUGCUAGAAGCGUUGUACAGCACACCCCAUCAGGAUGGAUUAUGGAAUCGGUCGUCGACACGGCGGUAGUGGCAGUGCUCCACCGAUCCAGCUAUUGUGACGGGAUUUUAUCUGGAACAGAUGUAACUCUACGCCCACAGUGUUAAACCUCUAUUCAAUCGUUAAACAUGCAAAAAGUGUCCAGUCGUAAGUGUCCAACCAAAGAACCGGGCGAAAAUGAAUCACCAGCCCCGGUAGAAUCGCGGUGGUGAAUCCAGUGGUAUUAGUGUGCAAGAAAAAGCAGAGAAAUCAUUGUCCCCAAAACGCCUAUUACUCAUGUUCUCCGAGUGGUAGUAGUGCGAGUGAAAGUAGUGUGAGAACCCCCCGCGUCGCGCGCCAUCACAUUGCCAAUUAGAGCAUGUCCUCUUACCGUUCGUCGCCGACGUCGUCGUCGGAUCACUUCCGGAUGAUGGCACCAUCGAAGCGAAUUCGAUCCCAACGCCACCGCCACAACGAUGGCGACGACGACAACGACCAGCAUCGAAUGUUACGUCGUCGUUGGCGCCAGCAGCGACCACUACCAUCAUCCGGGUCCUGGCCGUCAUCGUUAAAAGCCAAUCCAUCAACCGUCGACGUCGUCGAGGACGAGGACGACGGCGGCGUCGGCGGCGUCGCGAUGGAUUCGGGCAAUGAGCUCCACCUCCAGCUCCUCCUCAGUAGUGCUAAUCGUAGUGUUGCGGGCGCGGGUGAAAGUGGGGUCAGUGGGAAGAUGUAUCGAUUUCAGAAGCGGUUGGACUUGCAGCAGCAGCAUCACAAGUGCAAGUCCUACCGGAGAACGUUCGGGUCCGCCUGGUGGGGGUCGUCCUGGUGGGAUGAAGUGUCGUCAAUCGGUGGCCAUGACGGUGGUGGUCAUUCAUCAGCAGCGGUGAUAGGCCGUAGCAGUCGAAGCAGAAGCAACAGCAAAAGCAGCGGUGACAGUGAAGAGAUUGAAGGCCGUCGAUGGAGGUGGAGUGCAGGAGGUUGGGUGAGGUGGUGGGGAAGUGGACGCGGUGGUUGUGGACGAUCGAAUGUCUUCCUGGUGGUGGUUCUGUUCCUGCUGGCGGGAUUCUGCACUCGGAGUGGAUGCGACGACACCGAUCAGUUUCAAAAGAGCAGAAAGUUUACACCCACCACCGCCACAGUAGAUACCAUUCCCGCCCGGACGGUAUGGGCCGCCGAGGGCCACCUAGCUGAACUCCCAUGCGACAUCACCGCCCAAGCUCCGGACGCCGUCAAGGUGGUCCUGUGGUUCAAGGACCUAAUCGGUGUUCCCAUCUACUCGGUGGACUCCCGCAGCGGAGUGUCGGUGCUCGAGGGCAUCCAGUGGGCCACCGGAGAUGACCUGGGUAAAAAACUUAAGAUUUCCAUUACGGAAAACCUCAAGGAAGCCCGACUCCAGAUCAGCAACAUCAACCAAUCGGACUGCGGCGUGUACCGGUGUCGGGUGGACUUCUUCAACUCACCCACCCGAAACUAUCGGUUCAACCUGACGCUUGUCGUGCCACCAGAAGAGCCGCGGAUAUUCGACGCCCAGGGUAAGGAGAUCGCCACCGUGGCGGGACCCUUUCGAGAGGGGCACGAGCUAUUCCUGUCCUGUCAAGUUUCGGGAGGUCGCCCACCGCCGCGGGUGUCCUGGUGGCACAGCGAUAAGGAAAUAUCCGGCACCAGUCAUCCGUCCGCCAUCGAUGGCGCCGCAGCCAUGGUCAACCAGCUGUUCCUCGGGACGGUCACCCGGGAGCUGUACGGAGCGAAGUUUCGCUGCAAGGCAGCCGUGUCCAAGCUGAUACAGCCGCUGUCGAAGGAGGUCUCCAUUCAAGUGCACCUGAAACCCCUCCGGGUGAAGAUCGUUACCCCUAAUGAGCUGCUGAACGCGAAACAAGCCGUACCCAUCAGGUGCAAUGUGUGGGGUUCCUUCCCGGCGGCCAAAAUCGUCUGGCUGCUGGACGGGGAACCCCUUCGGAGUGCCGACAUCACUGUACAUAGCGAGAACAAUGAUGCAAAUUUUACCUCCAGUAUACUGACGAUGGUGGUCUCGGCUGGGAACGAUGGCUCCGAGCUGACCUGUCGGGCUUCGAAUCCGUGGUUCUCGAACUUUUCACUCGAGGACAAGCGGAUUAUCAACGUUGCAUACCAACCGGUCGUAUCGGUCCAUCUGGCGAACGAAGAUCCCAGCCGAGUCAUCACCCGGUCCGAGGGCGAAAACGUGACGCUCAAGUGCCGGGCCGACGCCCGUCCACCGGUGACGUCCUUUUCCUGGUACAAGAAUAAUAUGCGAAUGUCCGGCGAAAAUGGCGAAACGCUACACCUCACCCAACUGGAGCGGGAAAGUGCCGGCGGAUAUGCGUGUGCCGCCACCAACGACGAAGGCGAAUCCCGAAGCUCAUCGAUUACUUUGAAGAUUCAGUUCGCUCCUCGCUGCAAACCGGGAACCGAGCAGCAAACGAUCGGCUCGCUCAGCAUGCAAUCGCAGGUCGUCAAGUGCGAGGUGGAUGCCGAUCCUCCGGAUGGAGUACGCUUCAGUUGGACGUACAACAGUACCCGGAACGUUUCGCCGGUGUUGAACUCGCGCAUCAACUCCCACGGACUGGUUAGCACCAUGAACUACCUGCCGCAGAUCGAUGCCGAACUGGUGACGCUGCAGUGUUGGGCCUCGAACAGCGUCGGCCGGCAGAUGAUGCCCUGUUUGUUCCAUAUACUGCCAGCAAAAACCCCGGAUGCACCACGGAACUGCGAGCUGCACAACGACACCGAACUGGAGGUGGUCUGCCAAGCCGGUAGCGACGGUGGCCUGGCGCAGCACUUCCUGAUGGAGGUCAUUGGGGGCGCUCCGCCACCCAUGUUCAGCCUCGACUACACCCGAAGCCCACCGACCGAGAUCGAUAACGAAAUCUCCACCAUGAACGAUCAGGCCACCCUAGCGCCGCUGUACCGGAUCACGCAGAACGAGCCACACUUCAAGCUGCACAGUCUGGAACCGGGGCGGAUCUACCAGCUGCUGGUGUACGCGGUCAACGCCAAAGGCAAGAGCGAUUCGGCGUACGUGUUCGAUAACGUGCGGGCCGGGAGUGCGGCCGCGCUGAUACCACCGUAUGUGGACGAAACCAUCAUCUCAGAGGAUCCCACCCCGGCGGAAACGUCCAACGCCGACAAGCAGAAGCAGCACUCGCAGAUGGUGAUGUUUGCGGCGGUGGCAGCCGCGGCCGGAGUCGUCAUCACCUCGGUCAUCGUCGCGGGCUUCGUCGCGAUAUGCAGGCUCAAGCGACCGAAACCACCGGAACCGCAGGAGGUGCGGAAGCGAAUGCGACCUGCCAGGACCGAUGUGCCAUCGAUGUACGCCGAGGACGAUGUGUUCGAGGACGACUUCCAGCGGCAACCGGGCGAUCCCCGGUGCAGUCGAGCUUCCUCCACCCUGCGGAGCAGCCGGUACAUCUCCGAGGGCUUUGUACAGUAUUCGCAGCCUAGUCUUAAUGUCUAUAUUGCAGAUCCGGACCUGAUCCUGCCGCGUGGAGGUGAAAUCGAGUUCACAACCCUGGCCGGAGCCUAGCAGUGCGCCCCCCACCUGGUCGACGUCGGCGGCGGCGGUGGCGGUGGUGGGGUCAGAAUCAGCGAAUCUGCGGCGGUUGCACCGGCUGCCAUCAUCAUCGUCGACCAGAAACCACCACAGGUGCUGUAAAUAGUGUGUGUAAGCUGCCCUCCUUCCUUCCAGGGUUACCCGCGCAGCAAUCCAGGAAAUGGAGAACCUUUGUCCCCUUUUGUCAAGCUAGCUCAAAACCGUUGUCGGACAGGUGUCAUUCUUGGAAAAUAAUGUCGAUUCUGGUCAUCGAGUUGUUGUACGAAAAUAUGAGAAAACUUCUCUAAAAUUCAGUUAGAUUGAAUGACAUUUUUAUUUGGCUUAAAUAUAGGAAUUUUCCCAACAUUCUACCCAACAUUCUCAAAAAAAUUAUUUAGAAAUUUUCAAAGUUUUGCACAAAUUAUGUGAAAUUCAAAUCAGUUGUGUUAUUAAAAAAAAAUGCCAAAGUUCAGCUUUUUGUACCAAACUUUUCAGUGAAAUCGACAUUAUUUUCGACAGAACCCCCACCUUUUCCCCGCAUUCAUCGUGUAUUUGUAGUGAGGGUAAUUUUAAAAACCAUUUGCGAAUCGAAUGUACGGUUGUGGUGUGCGAUAUUAAGCUCGAAACUAGAUAAACGUGGAAUCAAAACAAAACUUUGUCUUUUCUGGGCACGGUUGGGAAGCGAAUCCACUGCGCUGCUACCUACGAUGAUCAAAAGUAAGAAAUUUAAACAAGAGUAUGAAAAAACUGUUAUUCACUGCCCCUCCGAACGGAAAACGGCUUCGGAGUCGUGGGGUUAGUGGUUUUUUGAAGUUUUGGAAGCAGAUGGGACACCACUAAUCCAGAAAACUAUUUAUAAUAUUUGAGUAGAUUUAUUUUUUAGUCUAGCAAAAUCUCAAAACAAAAGUGCAGAUGAUUUAUUAAACAGAAGCAAGUUAUUGUAUAAACUAUUGUUAAGCGGAGCGAAGUUCAACCCAAAAAACCGAAGCGAUCGAUGUAAAAUAAAAACCCAGUUUAAAACCAAUGAGAAAAUCAAACAAACAAUUAUGCAAAGAUACAAACCUAGGUAAUGAUUUUAGUUUAGUCGCAGAUAUUUUUUAUAAAAAAAAAUGAAAAUGACAUCUUUAAAGGAAGUGAUGAGAGCAAAAAAUCCUAAAAACUGAGAAAACAACCAACAAACGGGAAAGAAGGAAUUACAUACAGUAAACAAACAAUCAAAAUAAUUUCGUUUAAUGAAAUACAAGCCAUGAUUUUUU